Messenger RNA from Micromonas pusilla CCMP1545, 915 nucleotides. RefSeq names its product mitochondrial carrier family. The record is from RefSeq and is a predicted model, not a curated record. Gene Ontology annotation, molecular function: oxidative phosphorylation uncoupler activity. Gene Ontology annotation, biological process: mitochondrial transmembrane transport. The transcript is spliced from 2 exons. The coding region runs from base 1 to 915 and encodes 304 amino acids. NCBI's taxonomy places the organism in Eukaryota, Viridiplantae, Chlorophyta, Mamiellophyceae, Mamiellales, Mamiellaceae.
AUGUCGCCGCCCCCCUCCGACGGCCCCAAGCCGAACUUCGUGUCGAACCUCGCCGCGAGCGCGUUCGCGUCGUGCUUCGCGGAGGCGUGCACGAUCCCGCUCGACACCGCGAAGGUGCGGCUGCAGCUCCAGGGCGCCGCCGCCGCGGGGACGACGCCGCGAUACAGAGGCAUGCUCGGGACGAUCGCGACCGUCGCGCGCGAGGAGGGCGCGGGCGCGCUGUGGAAGGGGAUAACCCCGGGGUUGCAUCGGCAGAUUUUGUUCGGCGGGCUGAGGAUCGGUCUGUACGACCCGGUGAAGAACUUCUACGUCGGGAAGGACCACGUGGGCGACGUCCCGCUGCACUUAAAAAUCGCAGCCGGGAUGACGACCGGCGCGCUCGGCAUCUGCGUCGCGUCGCCCACGGACCUCGUGAAGGUGCGCCUGCAAGCCGAGGGGCGGCUUCCCGCGGGCGCCGCGCGCCGGUACCCGUCCGCGGUGGCAGCGUACGGGAUCAUCGCGAAACAGGAGGGCAUCGCCGCGCUGUGGACGGGACUGACGCCGAACGUCGCUCGCAGCGCGGUGAUCAACGCCGCGGAGUUGGCGUCGUACGACCAGGUGAAGGAAGUGUUGAUGGGGUCGUUCGGGAUGGAGGACGGCGUGCCGUUGCAUCUCAUCUCCGGGUUGGGCGCCGGGUUCGUCGCGGUGUGCGUCGGGUCGCCGGUGGACGUCGUGAAGUCGCGCAUCAUGGGCGACAGCGCGGGGGUGUACAAGGGGUUCAUCGAUUGCGUCGUGAAGACCGCGAGUAAGGACGGCGUCGGGGCGUUUUACAAGGGGUUCGUGCCGAACUUCGGGAGGCUGGGGAGCUGGAACGUCGUCAUGUUUCUCACGCUGGAGCAGACGAAAAAGGCGAUGCGCGAAAACGGGUUGAUGUGA